This is a messenger RNA of Symbiodinium necroappetens, 1459 nucleotides long. The record is from the annotation of a GenBank genome assembly. NCBI's taxonomy places the organism in Eukaryota, Dinophyceae, Suessiales, Symbiodiniaceae.
GUCGCAGCUCCUCAUGCAGCUCAUCAACUGCCAAAAGGAGCUCCAUAUUUUCAGCUCCUGGCAGGUUCUGUUGGAUAGCCUUGUGCACACAUUCGCGCAUCAUAUUGGAACCUUCACUGCGCUUGAGAGAACCACAGCUGAAGAGCUAAACAAAGCUUUCGUCUGCGCGCGAGAUCCCACGGAGCUACCCGCCGGAUACCUUGCUUUGAAGACCUUCCAAUAUCCGAUUUGCCCACUGCCGGCAAAUGCAGACAUUGGCUACUUUGAUGGUGUUCUCUCCACACCAGGAAUUACAGGCUACCUGCUGCUGAUCGUGAUCUGCCUGUUAGGCUGGGCUUCAAGCGCCAAAGUGAGGCACGCACGUUUCCGCGUCUUCUACCAAUUCCACCACUUCCUGGUGCCUGCUUGGGUCAUACUACUGGUGCUCCAUGGUGCAAACGGCUGGGUGGGCCUUGGCUUUCCGCUGGUGAUUCUAGUUGCCGGGAUUCCCAUUGCUGCAUACACAUGGACUCGCAGCCGCCGUGCCUACCUCGCGUGGUUUUGCCCCUCCACAGUGCUAGCGGCUGAGAAGUCGCUUAAUGGCAAACUCGUCCGCAUCGAAGUACAGCUAAGCUCUGGAUACCGCAAGUGUAGCGUUGGAGAAUAUGCCUACAUCAAUAUUCCGAGCAUUUCUCGAUUCGAAUGGCACCCUUUCACCAUCAGCAAUAGCAAGGAUGAUGAGACGGGAGGCCAGCUGAUCACUUUCUGCAUUAUGAGCGUUGGCCGCUGGACCCAGAAGUUGAAGGAUGCCUGUGCCGGCCAUGCCUUCCCGCGUGUGAACAUCGACGACCCGUUCUAUGCUCCCACCGUCAGCAUGCCUUUGCACUCCACGGUCGUGGGGAUCGGCGCCGGCGUUGGAGUGACCCCUUUCUUAUCCUUCCUCGGAAGCCUUGCAGCUUCGCAAGUUUCACAAGAGCGCCAGCAUGCACAUGUCUUUUGGAUGUCGGCCUGGGCCACUGACUUCCUCCUCUUCAAGGACCUCUUUGCCCAGCUCGAGACCCAAGGUGGCAACACGAAGUGUCACCUCCACGCCACGCCGCGGUGGGAUGGUAGAGGCCUGGGCUGCCUUUUCGAUCUGGCAAGUCGCGACAUUUGGAACGAUUGGGUGCGGCGCCUUGCAGCAAGAAGCAGUGAGACUGUGCCCACCUUCUGCCACUAUCCCAAGCCCCUGCAUGCAGUCGUCUCAGGCAGCACGCUAGAGUCGGAAACACCUUUGGUAAUUGUGGUAGGCAGGCCGGACUUCGUGGCAGAGCUUCUAGCCAUCGGCCAUGCAGACCUGCGGGAGCAUGUUUUCGUUUACUGUUGUGGCAACGACUCACUGAAGGAAGGAAUCCAAACAGCGUGCGUCGCCUGCAACAAGCACAAUGAAAGCAGUGGCUACAUGCAGCGCUUCUAUUUCUACCAUGAACGAUUUGGCUGA